UCUUCCCAGAUGCAAACGCCGACCCGCUCCCUCUGGAUCGGGAACCUCGAUAGCUCCGUCACCAGCGAGCAGCUCAUCCACGUGUUCGCCCCGUACGGUGCCAUCGAGUCGCUCAGGUUGCUGCCUGAGAAGGUCCGUGUCCUGUCCAUUCAUUUCCCGUUCCCACCGCGCUAACAUUAACGCAAUAGGAAUGCGGCUUCGUGAACUUUGUCGACCAGGCGGACGCGAUCCGCGCUAAGGAGGACGUCCUGAACCGCCU
Messenger RNA from Fomitopsis serialis, 259 nucleotides. RefSeq lists its product as uncharacterized. Lineage: Eukaryota; Fungi; Basidiomycota; Agaricomycetes; Polyporales; Fomitopsidaceae. Bases 10 to 174 code for a protein of 54 amino acids. The transcript has a single exon. Gene Ontology annotation, molecular function: RNA binding. The record is from RefSeq and is a predicted model, not a curated record.